UGUUUUAUUGAAUAAAUCACCUAUUCAAGAACUGCAUUUUACCAAAAAUAUCAACGUACAUGUUUCUCAAAUGGACAUACCUGUACAAGUGCCAUCUAGCCUUAAAAUUCUGGAUCUUAGUGAUAAUAGUUUGGAAGUGAUAAAACUUAAUACUAAACAAGUUAUAUUCCUCAAUUUAGAAGAUAACAGACUUGGAAAUUAUCUGGCAAAUAAUAGCCUCUGGAUACAAAAGAGUAAACUGCAAUAUAUAAGUCUGUCAAACAACUCUAUUUACAAACUUCACAUAACAAUCUUCAAAGGACAAAAGUACCUCAGAGUUAUUGAUUUAAGAUUUAAUUUUCUGAAAAAUAUUAAUUUUGAUAUGACUUCCCUGGUCGAUUUAGAGAUUUUAAAUCUCAAAAACAAUAAAAUAAAAUAUUUAAGUGACCAAUCAAUAAAGGAGCUAGACAAAGUUUUUAAGAAUAAUGGGAAUGCAAAAAUUGAUUUUAGCAAUAAUCCUCUUCAGUGCAGCUGUUUUACAUUUCCAUUUUUGAAUUGGAUGAGACAUAGUCAUAAACAUUUUACCCAUUUCAUGCACUACAGAUGUGAGUAUGAAAAUGGAAGCUUUUCGAUGCCUCACUCAUUUGAAGAUGUAAUACUUCAGCUUCAGCUAGACUGUACAAAUCAUUCUUACCUGAUUAUUAGUGUGUCAUUUGCUGUUUUGGCUUUUAUAGCAGUAUUAUCAGCAGCAAUUAUUUACAGAAACAGAUGGAAACUGCGUUACUUAUUUUACACAGCAAAGUUAAAGUAUACCUCUCACAGGAACAUGGAAGAAAAUUUGAAUGAAUAUGUUUAUGAUGCAUUUAUUUCUUAUUCUGAAAAUGAUCGUAAAUUUGUCAUAGAAGAAUGCAUCAAAAAUCUUGAAGAAAAUGGAAAUAUGAAAUUAUGCAUACAUCAGCGAGACUUCAUGCCUGGAGAAGAGAUUACACAAAAUAUCAUCAGUGCUAUUCAGAACAGUCGAAAAACUAUAUGCAUAAUUAGCCGAUCUUUUCUUGAGUCUUAUUACUGUAUGUUUGAAUUCAACAUGGCAAGAAUGGAAAGUAUUCAUUCAAGAAAUGGAAAAAACGUGUUAUUUCUUGUGUUUUAUGAGAUGUUGCUACCAGAGGAGUUACCUCUAGUAUUAUAUGAACUAAUACAGAAACAGUCAUACAUUGAGUAUCCCAAUGAUGAGCAUGGCAAUGUUAUUUUCUGGGACAAAAUUAAAGAUGCUAUUCAUGCAUAAUUGAAAUAUGUUAGGAAAGUUGAUUCAAAAAAGGGAUUUUAAUGUAGAAGUUAUGUUUCAUGUUAAGAUUUUUCUUUUAAUUCGUGUUUCAUUAAUGGAUUGACCCUCUCCCUGCUUAUUUUUUGUUUCAGGAAUAAGUUAAUAAUUAAAACAAUUAAAAAAGAACGUGGCAAAAUGAGGAAAAUGAAACUUCUAAAUUAGGAGUAUAAGAAAAUAACAUAAAUUACGACUAUUGAAAAAAACAACUACAGAUUUUUUUUUGAGCUGAGAAUUUGCUAAUCAUGGAAAUAUUGUAUUAUGUUAUCUGUAAUACCAAUGUGCAUUUAUUCUUCCACAAUAUUACCUGUGACUGUGUAGUGUUUAAUAAGGUAAUAAGGGGAAGGGUUAAAGCUUUAAAAACUAGAAUAACCCAAUCAGGAGUAUAUGUGCCUACCCUGAGCCAAUAAUUUCAUCAGUGGUUGUUGUCUUUUUGUCUAUCAAAGAAUUGUAUAAGUUUCAGUUGUGUGUCAAAUUUACUUACACUUUUUCCAGACUUGGGAUGAUUAAGAGUUUGUUGUAAGUGUUGGUACUUGUUCGUGAUUGUUUGAAGACCUUGUGGUGGCCUGUUAAUUUUAAGUUUUAGAUUGAUUUAAAAUUAGUUAAUUUUAACCUCAUAUCCACCUUUCUUUUAAAUAUAUGUUUACACUUUUUCAAUGGUUAAUCAAGACAGGUUUCACAACAAUAUAGACUCACAUUUUUUUAUUUUGUGUAAAGUAUUACCUGAAAUCAUUAUAAUGAAUCACACAUUUUGUCUUUUGUUUAAGAAUUGCAAUGAUAAAUGCCAACAAAAAUUUCUGCAUUCACAGUAUUAUUCUGGUAAACCAUCUGAAUUGAAAUGAAAUCCCCUUUAAUUUAAACAGCAGUUGAUAUUUAUAUAAAAUUGAAAAAGUUGGUCGACACAUGUAUAUGGUUUCUGCUGCAAAACGCAGGGAUACUUAAUUUACUGUGUAUGAAAUUUUUUUUUUCAAAGCCAAAGUUAACAGUAUCAAAUACACUACAGUUCAGGAGACUUUUGCUUUUUUCCAUAUGCCCAAGUUGGACGCCCACUAAAAUUCAAUCAUUGUGGAGAGUGGACACAACUUUUACAUGUCCCCUGUGCCCACCCUUAAAAGUGGACAUGCCAUUUCGUUUUCAAAAAAUAGAAUAGCUAUUGUAUUCAAUGUUUUUACUUAUUCAUAUACACAAUAAACUGUUAUCACAGAGA
Messenger RNA from Mytilus californianus (California mussel), 2504 nucleotides. RefSeq names its product toll-like receptor 4. Gene Ontology annotation, cellular component: membrane. Lineage: Eukaryota; Metazoa; Mollusca; Bivalvia; Mytilida; Mytilidae. Gene Ontology annotation, biological process: immune response; inflammatory response; toll-like receptor signaling pathway. The coding region runs from base 71 to 1261 and encodes 396 amino acids. The record is from RefSeq and is a predicted model, not a curated record. Gene Ontology annotation, molecular function: transmembrane signaling receptor activity; protein binding. The transcript has a single exon.